AUGGCCUUCUCCUCCUUUCUUUCCAAGCCGCCACCUACGUUCUUCGUCUUCGGCGACCAAGCCUACACCGUCCCCAAACGCGACCUCCGGCACCUGCUGGAUGACGAAGCCUUCCAGUCCCCUUCCCCUAAUCCCUUGUCCCCUAUGUCCCUCUUCAUCCACCGCUGCGAGAUCGCCCUCCAGCACGACAUGGCUCGGCUCAUCGAUCCUGCCAAGGCCGACCACGCACGGCUCCCCGGCACGCUGGCCGAUCUGCUGUCGAAGUGGCGUUUCCGCAGCGACGAUACCCGCCGCUGCCUGCCUCUGGACAUGGCGCUGCUGGUCGCGUACCAGGUGCUGCUGUUCAUGCGGCAUGUCGGCCCCCCUUCGUCAGCCAAAGACUAUGCAGACGCAAUCGUCGUGGGUGCCUGCACCGGCGCGCUGGCCGCCGUAGCGGUGGGCUGCAGCGCCGACCUGGCGGAGCUGGUCCCGCUGGGCGUGGAGGCAGUCCGGGUGGCCUUCCGGGUGGGCCUGAUGGUUGAACGGGCGGCGCGGGAGGUGGCGCCGGCGUCAGGGACCGAGCAGUCCUGGAGCAUGGCGGUGUCGACGGCGGAGGAGCGGACGCUCCAGGGGUUGCGGGUCUUCCUGGAGCAGUCCGGGAGCGGCGAGGGUGCGGGUACGAGAAGAAGCUGGGCGCACGGGGAGCAGACCAACGGCAGAGCCAAGGCGGCGAGGAUGAGGUCGUACUGGGUGAGCGCAUGGACGCCAAGCUCGGUGACCGUGUCGGGGCCGCCGGAGGCACUGGCGGAGCUGGUGGACUCUGAUGAGCUGGCGGUGCCGGGGGUAAGGGCGGCGCCGAUACCGAUAUUCGGGCCGUUUCACAGUCCGUCGCUCUACACGGAGGGGGACGUCGCCGACUUGCUGGAGUGUCUGGGCCCGACGGAGGCGAGCAAGCCCGCCCGACUGACGGUGAUUUCCGCCUCGGCAGGCAAGCCCCCGGACGAAGCCGGCAACUUCGCCUCGCUGAUGCGCACCGCCGUCGAGGAUAUGCUUCAGCGACCGCUUCGCUGGGACCUCGUGCUACAAUGGGUUUGCGAGCAUGUCAAGACGGAUCAGCGCGGCACCCCGUUGCUGGAUGUUGUCCCGAUGGCUUCGUCCGCAGAGCAAUCCAUCGCCGUGGCGCUGAGGAAGGCCAAAAAGGGGCCGCGGAGACCGCGCACAUUGAAAAGCCACCGUCUGGAGAGCACGACAGUCCACCGCGUCGUGACGGAGAUGGAAUUGAUGAUGGGAGACGGGCUGUACGUGGUCACAGAGGCGGAUCUGGCGAGGCUGGAUCUGAGGGAAGCGGUACAGGGGCAUCUGGUAGAGGGGAAGCGGCUGUGUACGCCGUCCGUCUUUGCCGACAUCGCCAUGGCGUUGGGCAAUUACAUGGUGCAGAAGCUGCGGUCCCGCCACAGCAAACGCACGUUCGGUGCGCCGGGGAGGCCGGAUCAUACGCCGGACUACCUUGUCACCGUUGCCGACAUGGGCGUCAGCAAGGCCUUGGUUGCUGGAGACAACGGUCCGGGGUCGCAGCUGCUGCAAUGCCACGCCCAAGCCGACUGGCCUACCCAGUCCGCGCGGUGCAAGUUCGCCGUCGUGAGCCCUUCCGGUAAGCCUCAACAGCAUGCCGAGUGCACCGUCCGCAUUACCGACGGCUCCGUCCGGGCCCUCCUCUCACAAUACUCCUCGGGCGAAUCCCACCGCAUGAACGUGUCCUCCCUGCGUGCCCGCGCCGGCACCACGCGGAUCUCGGGCGACAUGGCCUACCGGCUAGUCUCCUCCCUGGCUGAUUUCCACCGCAACCACCGGCUGGUCCGAUCUCUCGUGCUCGACCCGCGCACGCACGAGAUCGCUGCCGUCGUCGGCUUCCCCGCCGACCUUGCUAGUCACGGCGACUUUACUGCUAACCCGGCCGUAGUAGACGCCUUCACCCAGCCGGCUGGGUUCUGCCUUAAUCUCGAUGACGCGACCGACCUAGCCCAUACCGUGUAUAUUAAUCACGGUUGGGAUGAGAUGUUCCUGUUCGAGGCUAUUGAUAUAAAGCAAGAGUAUACAGUAUACGUGCGUAUGCAGCAGGUGGACCGGACGCGGAAGUGGGUGGGCGAUAUUAUCGUGCUACAGGAGGAUAAUAUCGUGGCUGCGUUUCUGCAGUAUUCCGUCCACGCGUUCCCACGCCGCGUUUUUAGCAGUCUGCUGAGCCAGGAGACCAGGACGGCCUCUGCGCUGGCACCCAGGUCGCCACAGACAGCCGCCACGUCGCCCGGGACGCCGCAGACGGCCGUGUUAUGGAGUCCGAUGCAGACGCCGAAGCCGCGGACGAUGGCGCUGAGCAUAGAGACGAAGGGGGAGAGGGCCGGCCCGGGAGUGUUCCCGCCGAGCCCGGUGUCGCCGGACGAUCUGAGCAGGAAAUGGCCGUCUUCAUCCUCAGCACAGAGCCAGAGCGCCCCUCGGAGUAGGAAAAGUGAAGACUCGAGUAGCACAGCGGAGGCCCGGUCGGAGGAAGCAUCGCCUGCGACGUCGAAAAACGGCAUCGUCGUGACACCCUGGAGCUUCGAUGACCUCCCAAGCACCGCCGACAGGGGCGCACAGGACAUCCCCAUCCCGCCGUGCAAGUCCGUGGUCCUCCAGGGCUUCCCCAAGACCGCGCACACACUCCUCUUUCUCUUGCCCGACGGUUCCGGCAGCGCCGCCUCGUACGCCUCCCUCCCGCACGUCGGUCGCGACGUCUGCGUCAUCGGCCUCGUCUGCCCGUUUCUGCGCGGCGAUACAGCUGCCAUGGCGCGCGUGCCGCUCGACCGGCUGCUGGGCGAGGGCUACCUGCCCGAGAUCCUCCGGCGGCAGCCGCCUUCUUCUCGCAGGGGAUACGUGCUCGGCGGCUGGUCCGCCGGCGGGUCGCUGGCGUUCCGGGCGGCACAGAUGCUGCGCGAGAGAGGGUGCCGGGUGGCGGGGCUGGUACUGAUUGAUGCGCCGGUGCCUCUCGACGGGAUGGACAGGCUGCCGAAGCACUUCUUUGAGUACUGCGAGAGCUUGGGGAUCUUGGGGGGUUGGGGGGAGGGCAAGGUCGGUGGCGGCGGCGGCGCGGUGCCGGCCUGGUUGAUCCCCCAUUUUGAGGGGACGAUUGGGGUGCUGGAGAAGUAUUGUGCCACGCCCCUGGCCAAGUCUCCGGGGGAGGAGCUGAGGGUGGACGUGAUUUGGGCCGGGGAGAGCGUGGUGGAUCGGCCGGGGGCGCCGCCGCUGCCGCCGCAUCCGGAUGAUACGGAGGGCAUGAAGUUCUUGACGGUGCAGAGGACGGACUUUGGGCCGAACGGGUGGGCGGAGCUUCUUCCUGGCGCGGAGAUUGUGUGCCACAAAGUGGACGGGGCGCAUCACUUUUCGUUAAUGAGACAACCGUUCGUAUCGCAACUAGCAUCGUUCGUGGCAGAGGGGCUUCAAGCUGUGGCGAACCCGGUAUAUAUGGACUCUGCACGACCAGUGAGUGAUGCGUCAUGCUCACGGUCUGAAGGAUAUAGUCACGGAUUGACCUGUUGA
Molecule: messenger RNA, 3549 nt
Organism: Colletotrichum truncatum
Lineage: Eukaryota; Fungi; Ascomycota; Sordariomycetes; Glomerellales; Glomerellaceae
Product: polyketide synthase
Biological process (GO): biosynthetic process
Molecular function (GO): transferase activity
Source: RefSeq, a predicted model, not a curated record